Schizophyllum commune H4-8 is the source of this 1228-nucleotide messenger RNA. Its product is annotated as cysteine proteinase. The transcript is spliced from 9 exons. The record is from RefSeq and is a predicted model, not a curated record. Gene Ontology annotation, biological process: protein K48-linked deubiquitination. The coding region runs from base 45 to 1007 and encodes 320 amino acids. Gene Ontology annotation, cellular component: nucleus. NCBI's taxonomy places the organism in Eukaryota, Fungi, Basidiomycota, Agaricomycetes, Agaricales, Schizophyllaceae. Gene Ontology annotation, molecular function: ubiquitin binding; cysteine-type deubiquitinase activity.
CUUGAUUGCACAUCACCAGGUGCGGCCUCAACAACCGAAUCGCCAUGUCGAAUCCAACAGACCUGCAAACACCUGGCCCGCCGACGCCCUUGACGCCGCCUCCAGCCCCCAAGAUUGGGGUGAAGGCGGACUUGCCGCCGGUCGAGGAUCCAACUCCCCCGCUGCAGAAGGAGGGCGGUGAUGUGACGGACAUCUCCCAGCUAUCGACGGCGCAGCUGUACCAGCUGAAUCAAGAAUUUCUGGACUCCACGGUCGACCCUACGCGCCCACUGAUCGACGAGGCACAACCUCUGGCCGUGCUCCGCACCGAGUACGAAAAUGGGUCCCCUUCGUUCGUGCAGCAGAUCGACUGGUUGGAGGGGAAGGGAUUCCAUGCAAUCAGGAGGACGCGGGGUGACGGCGACUGCUUCUACCGUUCCGUCGCCUACCUCUUCGUUGAGCGCCUCUUCUCUGCACCCGACCCCGCGCUCUCCGUCACCACCGCGCUCUCCAGCCUCGAGGAGACCCUCAAGCUGCUCAAGAAGGCCGGCUUCGAGGACAUCGUUGUUUCGGGGUUCUACGAGCCGCUGGAGGAGCUCAUUCGGAAUAUCGUCCAGCCCGUAGACGGGGAGAUGCUCACGCUGACUGGGCUGCUGAAGGCGUUUCAGGAGCCGAUGACCUCGAACUCGAUUGUGACCUACCUGCGCAUGCUCACGUCCGCGAAGAUACGCACGGAGCCGGACGACUUCGCGCCCUUCCUCAUCCACCCGGAGCUGGGCGAGAUGAUGGACCCGCGGGAGUUCUGCGAGACGAACGUGGAUCCGACGGGGAAAGAGGCGGAUCAUGUCCAGAUGACCGCACUGUCGCAAGCCCUCGGCCUCAACAUCGACAUCGCGUACCUCGAUGGCCGGAGUGCUGACGGCACCGUCGAAUUUGUGCGGUUUAGGAGUGCGCCAGACGAGGGGGAGAAGGCGAUGGUGUUGCUGUAUAGGCCCGGUCACUAUGAUAUCCUCAUCGGGAAGUCGUGAAGGACAGCGGCGGAUAUGGGGUUUGGGAAACUUAUCAGUUGUGAUGCGGCGUGUGGAUCGUGGUGUAGUGAUAAAUAGUGCAACGCUUUUGGAUAUGACUGCAUGUUAGCUCGGCGGACCCCAGAGCGCAGUUCGUUGAAGCCCUGGUAUGAAUUCAGACACGCGGCAGAGCUGUUCGUGGUGGCUUAGCUGCCUCUUCGUCCGGCAGGCGCAUUUGAGGC